This is a messenger RNA of Drosophila bipectinata, 878 nucleotides long. Its product is annotated as serine protease 1-like. Gene Ontology annotation, molecular function: serine-type endopeptidase activity. Lineage: Eukaryota; Metazoa; Arthropoda; Insecta; Diptera; Drosophilidae. The record is from RefSeq and is a predicted model, not a curated record. Gene Ontology annotation, biological process: proteolysis.
CGUUCGACAAGCCAUCAUGAAGGUCUUCGCUGUUCUGCUUCUGGCCGUUGCCACCGCCUCCGCUGGAGUCCUGCCCAAGGCUCCUGUCCACCCCCGUGACAGGACUGCCUCGAUCCAGGGUCGCAUUACCAACGGAAAGGAAGCCGUCGCCGAGCAGUUCCCCUACCAGGUGGGACUUAGCUUCUCCAGCUCCCAGGGCGGCUGGUGGUGCGGUGGCUCUAUUAUUGCCGCCAACUGGGUGGUGACCGCUGCUCACUGCACCGAUGGUGCCACCUCUGUGACUGCCUCCUACGGAGCUACCGUGCGCACCAACCCCAAGUUCACCCAGACCAUCUCCAGCUCGGACUUCAUCCAGCACGAGAGCUACCUGUCUCUGACCGUCCGCAACGACAUCUCCCUGAUCAAGACCCCCACCAUCUCCUUCUCUGCCGCCGUCAACAAGAUCGCCCUGCCCGCCAUCGCCAGCAGCUACUCCACCUAUGUUGGCCAGACUGCUGUGGCCUCCGGAUGGGGCUUGGUUUCCGAUUCCGCUACUUCCGUUGCCCCGAACCUGCAGUACGUUGACCUCACCGUCAUCUCCAACACCGUCUGCCAGCAGACCUUCGGCUCUCUGAUUGUUACCAGCCGUGUCAUCUGCGUGGCCACUCCCAAUGCCCAGUCCACCUGCCAGGGUGACUCCGGCGGCCCCCUGGCCUUGGACAGCACUCUCAUCGGCAUCACCUCCUUCGGAUCCGCUGACGGCUGUGAGUCUGGAGCCCCAGCUGCCUUCACCCGUGUUACCUACUACUUGGACUGGAUCAAGGAGAACUCCGGUGUCUCUGCUUAAGUUCCUAAAACUAUGAACAUUUCAAAGCAUAUUAAAGUUUGAAUCGCAAAAA